Molecule: messenger RNA, 808 nt
Organism: Tripterygium wilfordii
Lineage: Eukaryota; Viridiplantae; Streptophyta; Magnoliopsida; Celastrales; Celastraceae
Product: chromatin-remodeling complex subunit ies6
Exons: 4
Coding region: 161-535 (124 amino acids)
Biological process (GO): chromatin remodeling
Cellular component (GO): Ino80 complex
Source: RefSeq, a predicted model, not a curated record
UCAUUGAAUACAAUUCCAAGUUCGCCCAACCCAGCCAUCAACCUCCUCCCAGACCAGUCCACGCUGCAUAUCAAUCAACGCCACGCGAGAAACCUUAUCGUCGUCGCCGCCUUCAUCGUUGGCGUCCCCAUCGCCUGAUUUCCGAUUUGAGCAGGAGAAGAUGGAGCCGGAGGUAGUAGAGGCGGAGCUAGUGUUGCCAACUUGCUUAAGUUUCAAAAAGAUCCAAAUGCACGAGAAGUACCCAAAGGGUCAAUCUAGAGGCAGGCAGUGGAAACACCUCAAGCAGAUCCUCCAAGCCGAGAAUUUCCAGAACGGCUCCCCUGAUGAACCCAAUUAUAUUAAUAUCGAAUCACCACCAUCUAUGCAUCCACCCAUGAGAAUUUGUGACAUGACUGGGUUUGAGGCGCCGUACUCUGAUCCAAGGACAAACCUCCGUUAUGCAAAUACUGACGUCUUCAAGAUGGUAAGAUCACUGCCACCCGAGUAUGUGCAAAGGUAUCUGGCCCUUAGAAACGCAGCAGUUGUUCUCAAAUAACUCCAGAAGUGUCAAAGAGACAGAUCACUUGGCCAAAAAGGGAAUUCUUCUGAUACAUAUUCUUCUACCUGCCCGCCUUCUGUAAACAGAAUCCAACGUUGGAUUACUGGUGUAGUCAUUGAAUAGAUCUCAAGUUAUUUUGCGCUACAAUCUGUCUGUGUAUCAUUCAUCAUCAUUGGAGUUAUUUUGGAGAAGACCAAUGAAAUGGUAUGAAUGUUAUUCAUAGAUUGCUUCGAUAUUUAAAAAGAUCACUUGGUAGAGGUUUGUUCUUUC